UUAGAGCAGUGGAGUUGGAUCGUUGAAUUGAAGUUCUGUUUGAUGAUAAAAAAAGAAGGAUAAAAAAAAUGUCAGAAGUGGGAUUUGAACCCACGCCCUCGUUAGAGGACCAGAACUUGAGUCUGGCGCGUUAGACCACUCCGCCAUCCUGACUUGUUGUUAAGUUUACACGCAUGCUAUUAUCUGACCAUAAAAAUAUUGUGCAGCCUAUUGAGCAGCCUGAUCCAAUCUAAUAUCCAGAACCUCAAGCCUCGACCACAAACAAGAACUUGGAAACAAAAACGAUAAGCUUCAUUGCUCUUCUUCUUCUUCUUGCUCCUGCCAUUACGAACAAUUUUAGCUCAAAAACACAAAGCAUGUUCUUACUGAAACCCUGUAGAACACAUUAUCAAACACCGAUUCUCUCAAACCAUCCUCAUGAGCUUCAGAAGCUAACAAAAACACAGACUUCCCAUUUUGUGCCAUCGAAAACUUUGUACCCCCACAGAAGAAAGCUUAGUUUCAGUCGAUGUAGUAGUAAUGGACAACAAGGAGAAGGCGGCAGCAGCGAGAGGAAGCCAUUCUUGACUUUAGAGGAAGCUGGUCUAGUAGAAAUCUCAGGCCUCAGCACCCACGAGAGGUUUCUAUGUCGCCUAACGAUAUCGUCGUUAAAUCUCCUAAGGGUGAUAUCGGAGCAAGAAGGAUGCACAAUUGAGGAGCUAAAUGCAGGGAGGAUAUGUGACUGGUUUAUGAAAGACAAGCUCAAAAGAGAGCAGAGUAUAGGCUCUGCUGUUCUUCAAUGGGAUGAUUCCCAGCCUUUUUAAUUACUUGGACAAUUAAUUAGUUUAUGUGGUAAAACCAGUAAUUAGAAACGACCAUGACAUUUGGAAUGUUCAGCUAUCUUGGAUUUUGUUGGAAGUAUAUGCUUGUGUGAAAUUCAAAAUUGUAUAUCCUUGAAUUAUAGUUCCCAUUUGAAGGAUUAGCCAUUUGUUUAACUAACCAGAACAUUCUUGGAUUAUUCAAAUUUGAAGUCAAUGUUGCCCUUAUUGCCAAGGCAAU
This is a messenger RNA of Argentina anserina (silverweed cinquefoil), 1038 nucleotides long. RefSeq lists its product as uncharacterized. NCBI's taxonomy places the organism in Eukaryota, Viridiplantae, Streptophyta, Magnoliopsida, Rosales, Rosaceae. The record is from RefSeq and is a predicted model, not a curated record. The coding region runs from base 357 to 803 and encodes 148 amino acids. The transcript has 2 exons.